AUGGUACGUACAUCAUGGGUAUAUCUUUUGAGGAAGGAAGAGCUGAGUCAGUAUCUGGAAGAAUUUGCAUUAGAGGCGACGGGUUCAGUGGAAGAGAUGCGGAGGAGGCUGACAACGUUUAUUACUGGAGAACACAAAGAUAAAACGCUAGCCAGGUUAGAAGAAUUGGAAUCGCGACAUAGCCGAAGUGCAACUCCAACUGCUCUAGAGCUUCCAACUGUUUCAUUUGGCGGAAGGUCCCCUCAACAACCUAUAUUAUCUCCUGGGACGGCGUCGUCGCAACGUGCGGCUAAUCACACGCCACAAAUGUCUUUGUGGUCUUUUCGUUUUGAUGGCGGGAAAGACCCGCUGAGUUUUAUGGAAAGAGUGGAAGAGAUGGCUGAAGUGUAUGAGCUAAACACGGAUAUGCUACCAAGAACUAUGCCGGAACUCUUAAAGGAUAGCGCUCUUUUGUGGUUUAGGAAUAACAUUCGACACUGGCAAUCUUGGGUAACCUUUAGACAGGAUUUCCUGGCAUUUUUUUUACCGCCCUGUUACUUUGAGGAGCUUGGCGAUCAAAUUCGGAAACGCCAGCAGAAACCUCGUGAGACGUUCCGGAACUACGUAAUCGAGAUGCAAGACAUGAUGCGACAUGCAGGGUACUCUAAAGAUGAACAAGUCGAGCGAAUAUUUCGGAACUGCGCGGUGGAUUAUCAGUUGUACAUUCGGAGAAACGAUUUCAAAACCUUGGACGAGUUGAUUAAGAUGGCUGAGAAUUAUGAGGUUAUAAGAGCAAACCACCCAGAAGUAGGCCGUGAGUAUCGCGAAAACCAUCAGACAGGGCCUCGUAGAGAUGAUCGAACAAGACAAGUUUUAACGUCCGACGAAGCUCCAGCCAUUAAUCCGGCUACAGCAUCAAAUGUUCACAUCGAUGGCAUUGUUAAAGACGCAACUAUUGACACCGUAGCAUCAAAGAGUUACAUAAGUGAAGCAUUGGCGAGACAACUGCGUGGUGCGAGUGAUGUAAGGAAAGUGGAAAACAGAAUAAGAUUGGCGAAUGGCGUAACCGUGGACAUUAAAGAAGCGGCCGAAGCAGAAGUGAGGUUAGGUAACGGCUUUUGUAGCUUGGAGUUUGGAGUAAUGCCAGGUAUAAUGGAUGAAGUUCUUCUGGAGUUAGAUUUCCUAAAGAAAAUGAAGGUAGAGAUACGAUGUGCCGACCAGUCCAUAGCGUUGGAGACCCAGGAGCAGGUGGUGAGAUCGAUUGUGAGUGAGCCUGUGACAGCCACCCAAACGGAAGAGGAGAAGAUUUCCGAGUUUGAAGGAGUAGAAGGCCCAACAACACUGGGAAUUCACAAGAUAGUUUUAAAAGAUGACAGACCGGUAAGACAAAGGUACAUGCAACGGAACCCGGAGAUGCAAAGACGAAUAUAUCAGGAAGUAUACGAUCUAAUUUGUAAGGAAUAUAUCGAGCCGUCCAAUAGCCCCAAGAAAAACGGUACUCUAAGGUUAUAUGUAAAUUACCGUCAACUGAAUGCAAAAACUAUCCCAGAUGCGUAUCCGUUACCCCGAAUUAACAACAUCCUGGAUCGAUUACGAAAUGCAAAAUACAUCAGUAGCAUAGAUUUAAAGAAUGGUUAUUGGCAAAUACCGAUGUCAGAAGAAAGUAAAAAGUAUACAGCGUUUACAGUGGCCGGAAAGGGACUAUUCCAGUGGAAAGUUAUGCCCUUCGGGCUAACUUCAGCUCCUGCCACCUUUCAAAGAACUCUAGAUAGGGUGAUUGGCGCCGAAAUGGAACCGUAUGCAUUUGCUUAUCUCGACGAUAUUGUAGUAUUAGGUGGAUCACUGGAGGAACACAUGAGAAAUUUGAAAGAAGUACUGAGAAGAUUACGUGAAGCCCGGCUUAAAAUAAAUGAUGAAAAGUGCAAAUUCUUUCAAAAGGAGAUCAGGUAUCUAGGACAUCUUGUGACACAGAAUGGCAUUCAAACUGAUCCAGAAAAGGUUGCAGCGAUCAAGGAUCUAAAGCCACCCAACAUCCUGGUACAGGCGUUUUGUACCCCUAACCUCGUUGCUGAAAAAGGGAAACAUUUUAGAUGGAAUGAACCACAACAACAAGCAUUCGAUUCCCUGAAGAAGCUCCUUACGGAAGCACCCGUUUUGGCAUGCCCAGACUUCUCGAAAGAAUUUACGCUACAGAUAGAUGCAUGUGAUUAUGGCAUAGGUGCAGUACUUACACAGGAGAUAGAAGGUCAGGAAAUAGUUAUUUCGUAUGCGGAGACAAAUUAUUCGGCCACGGAGAAGGAAUGUCUGGCGAUAGUGUGGGCUGUGUGGACGGAUAAGUUCUCGAAAUGGUCGGAGUUAGUUCCCUUACGAAGAGCAACUGGAGAAGCCUUACAGAAAGCGUUUCGAGAACGCAUUUUAGCAAAUUUUGAUGUCCCAAAGAUCCUAAUCACAGACAACGGGUCACAAUUUACCUGUAAGUCGUUUCAGAAAUACCUGAAGGAGAUCGGAACCCAACAACAACUUACUGCACCCUAUACUCAGGAGAAUCCUACCGAGCGUGUCAACAGGACGGUCAAGACAAUGAUAUCCCAAUACGUGGGUGCGAACCAAAAAACCUGGGAUGAACUAAUACCUAAGCUACAGUUGGCAUUAAAUUCAUCAAAGUCAGAGUCAACCGAUUACAGUGCAUCUUUCAUCGUCCAAGGGAGAGAACCAAGGUUGCCAGGAGCAUUAUACGACGAAGUCACUGGAGGCACCGGAACUGAAAAUUGUUGCCCAGAAGACAAGGCUGAAAUGUUAAAACAAAUAUUCAGUCUGGUAAAGAACAACUUAGGUAAAGCUGCGAGGGAUCAAGCCCGAUAUUAUAAUCUACGUCGCAGACCAUGGAAGCCGGAAAUUUGUGAGUUGGUACUUGUAAAAGAGCAUCAUUUAUCUAACGCAGGUGAAAACUUUGCUGCAAAAUUGGCCCCCCAAUUGGCCCCAAUCUCCAGUGAUUGUUGA
Calliphora vicina (urban bluebottle blowfly) is the source of this 2979-nucleotide messenger RNA. RefSeq lists its product as uncharacterized. Gene Ontology annotation, biological process: DNA integration. Lineage: Eukaryota; Metazoa; Arthropoda; Insecta; Diptera; Calliphoridae. The transcript is spliced from 2 exons. Gene Ontology annotation, molecular function: nucleic acid binding. The coding region runs from base 1 to 2979 and encodes 992 amino acids. The record is from RefSeq and is a predicted model, not a curated record.